GAUAAUAUAGUCCAUUACAAUUUUAAAAAUAUAGUUUACAAGUAUUUCUAGUUUGGUGGGAGAACUAUAUAACGACUGAUUGGAAAUCGGUUUCCAGUGCUUGUUUACCUUUUUACAUCCAAACGGCAUUCAACCUCAACCAAAAUGGGCGGCAGCGAUGAGGACGAGAAGACCGCGGUUAUGCGCAAGGCUUUCCAAAUGUUUGAUCAGACCAAAUCUGGAUUCAUCGAAGUCCACAAAAUCUCCAUUAUCCUGAACACCAUGGGCCAAUCGUUCGACGAAAGUGAAUUAAACAGUCUAAUAUCCAAAAACGAUCCGGACAAAACCGGCAAGGUGGACUUUGACAGUUUCUGUGAUAUCGCCUCGCACUUCCUGGAGGAGGACGACGAUGAUCCGACCCAAGAACUCAAGGAGGCCUUCAGAUUGUACGACAGGGAAGGCAACGGUUACAUCACAACUGGCACCUUGAAGGAAAUCUUAGCAGCUCUUGAUGACAAUUUAACUAGCAGAGACUUGGAUGGGAUCAUUGCUGAAAUUGAUACUGAUGGUUCAGGAACUGUAGAUUUUGAUGAAUUCAUGGAGAUGAUGACUGGUGAUUAAAACAUCUACAUUUGUGCCAUAUAAGUUUAAUAAUAAAAAAAUUUUAAUAAAACUGAGUUUUAAUGCGAAAUAAAACACCCCUGAUACAAA
Aethina tumida (small hive beetle) is the source of this 690-nucleotide messenger RNA. RefSeq names its product troponin C (gene TpnC25D). The record is from RefSeq and is a predicted model, not a curated record. Gene Ontology annotation, molecular function: calcium ion binding; enzyme regulator activity. Bases 145 to 600 code for a protein of 151 amino acids. NCBI's taxonomy places the organism in Eukaryota, Metazoa, Arthropoda, Insecta, Coleoptera, Nitidulidae. The transcript is spliced from 4 exons.